Messenger RNA from Cladocopium goreaui, 1989 nucleotides. The record is from the annotation of a GenBank genome assembly. Lineage: Eukaryota; Dinophyceae; Suessiales; Symbiodiniaceae.
AUGCUGCCGCAGCCGUAUGGCAGCACGCAAGCCUUGAAGGCAGCGCGCUUCGAUGGAGGCUUCGCAAAGCCCAGGAGCUUGAACUUGGUGGUGGUCUUUAGUAAUCUGGUGAUACCAUGGUGCGCCUUUUCCGUGGUGUUCUGGGCUCUGUCCUUCUCUUUGCGUUUCUCGCAUCCGAUCAUUGCCGGCUUAGUGGUUCUGACUUUUGUCCUGACCGCCGGCAUCUCCACCUUUGCAGCCUUCCGAUGGAGCAGCAGUGAGCGAGCUGCUCAUUGGUAUCACUACUUUGCCGUGUCCAUGCUGCUUUCGGUUUCUGCUGCAGGCUUACUUGGCUCCCUAAAUUACAGGUACACCAUGGAAGAUGCUUAUACCCUGAUGAUGGACUUGAAAUUCUACAAGGACGUCGAUGUGGGCCAGAUGAAGGGCCAACAGAUGAUGGAUGCUGGACUGGUGGACUUUGACCAUGGCACUCUGGAUUUGCGCAAGUCCUUAGGUUUUCGUGACGGCGGCAACACCUACUGCGUGGCGCCUAUCACCAAUGGUGAGGGCAGCCUGCCGGUCUAUGACUUCUGGGCAGUAGGUGUGAACUGUUGCAGUAGCACUCGUCCGGACUUUGAAUGUGGUGAGUAUAGUAACCCGAAGGCUCGUGCGGGACUUCGGUUGCUAAGUCGCUUGGAUCCAGGGUCGCCUGGAGUGCCCUGGGUAGAUGUGGUGAAGGAACAGUUUGGGGAAGACGUGCUCAAGUCCCUCAAAAAGCGCUGGAAGGAGGCGCUCCAGAGCGGUCGCGUGGCCCACGAGCAGCUCACCUUCUUCUGCCGCUCGGAGUUUCAGACGCUGGAGACGGUGGACAAGGAGAUGGAAGAUCUCUUGGCCAAGAUGCUGAUCUGUACUCCGAGCACCUGGUUCACAAUCAUCACCGGACAGCCCUGUCCCAAGGACGUUAAGGAAGAAAACGUGGGAGUGGCCUUUGAUGCAUCGAGUCGGCUGCGCCGUGCAGGGGUGGAGUACUUUCAUGACAGGCUCGUUGAACAGCAUACGUCCAAGGAGACCAGUCUUAUGUACUUGGAUUCGCUGCAGCUGCCCCCGAAAGUGCGGACCCUGCCCGCGGUGCCAGCGAAGACCGCGACGCUGCGAGUAGUGGCCAUCAGUGAUACACAUUUCCUCCAGGAGAAUUUGCAACUCCCAGAGGGAGAUCUGUUGAUUCACGGGGGUGAUCUGAGUUAUGAGGAAUCGCGUUCCAAGGAUGCUCGGGACUUUGAAGACAAGCUAAAGGAGUUCCAAUCGGACUUUCAAGGCUUUCUUCGAUGGUUCGAAUCCUCAUCACUGGGCUUGAAGUCCGCACUUCUUUGGCUCGGAAGCGAGUCCAAGUUCCAACAUCGUUUGCUGGUGGGCGGCAAUCAUGACUUCAUCCUGGAUCAGUUGGGUACUGAACGUGCACGGCAACUCUGUCAUCAUUUCGGCGUGAAGUAUUUAUGCCAAGCGGAUAAUCCGGUGCUGCUGGAGUUUGAGUCAGGCGGCGCGUUGUGUGUGUGGGGAUCGGGCGUCUCCUUCACAGCCAGCAUAGGCCAGGAACGAGCUGUAAAGUCUGGGAAUGUGGCCUUUCAAAUCGCGAAAGGAUCCGAAGGAUCCGAAGAGCAUCAGCGCUUUCUCAAGGACACUGCUCAUUUGAUACCUGGAAGUCUCGAUGUCAUGGUGACGCACAGCCCUCCAGCCGGGGUGCUGUUGGGCAAGGCCAAUGAACCACCGUGGAUCAACGAAUUGGUGAGGCGGAUCAAACCCAAGUUGUAUCUGUGUGGCCACUCCCACAACCCACUUCCUCACAAGUUUGAUAUCCGCACCAAAGUAGUAGAGGUGGAGGAGGGAGUGGUGGGAGCACAUGUGGCUUGCACCAGCGUGUGGAACUCCUUCAGCGGUUCUCCACUGAUCGUGGAUAUGGACAGCAGUUUCACUGGCACUGAAGGUUACGCUGCCAGCAAGCACACCCUCUGA